Paramuricea clavata is the source of this 3837-nucleotide messenger RNA. The record is from the annotation of a GenBank genome assembly. Lineage: Eukaryota; Metazoa; Cnidaria; Anthozoa; Malacalcyonacea; Plexauridae.
AUGUUUCCUGUUACAAAAAUGUUGUUUGUGCUCCUGCAGUUCUUGUUUGUAUUCAUCAGAAGUGGACUUGGCGUGAAACAGACUUUCUUUCACAGAAAAGCGGGACAGUAUUUACCAGAUAGUGUGAUCACAACAAAAUACGCAGAAUGUGAAUUGGAGUGUUCGUGGUUGUGUACAAUACACAAGGGAUGUUUGUCAGUAAAUUAUAAAGUUAGCGGGCUGAAUCAAGGCUUAUGUCAACUGAACAAUAACACAAUUUCAGAAAAGGUUGGAGUUACUGAUGAUCAUUUUGUGUACCUUGCUAUUGCAGUGUGGGUGAGUUAUUUCUCCCUUUUAUUAAAAGCCUUUAGAUUUUUCCUUCUAACUUACACGGCAAACCGCGGUUCCUUGUUAUAGCCGUUUGAAGUUUGCCGUUUAUAGCACAUAUUCCGGAUUCAGGCUAUGUACAGUGUCCUCGCUUAUCAUCAGUAGUAGCAAAAAACCCCGCGGAUUUUCUUUAAUUUUUACCAAAUCACAUAUUCACAUUUAAAUAAUAUAUAUAGCUGCACGGAAGAAUAAGUUCAAAUCACGCGGUACAAUCGUAUGAAAUACGCCACAAAUUUCUGCCAAAUUGUCACGAACUUAAACGUAAUAUUUAUCGUAAACGUGAUCGUAGAAAAUCGAAACAGGAAAAAAUAACAAUCAAUUGCAAAAGUUGUUGACAAAAUAAAAGUUGCUGGUUGGAUUGACUAUACCGUUCGAUGUCAAGAAAAGGUGGGUUUGUCCCGUGUUUUGUGAUGAAAAACUGCAACAAUUUUUAUUUAAUAAAAAAUCUACAAAAAUUCCAUGCGGCACGAAUACAAGAUGCCGGCGCUGGUGAUAAACCGGAAAUUUUUGCACGGCCUUCGGUGUUUCGUAACUUUUUUAAAAGAAUUGCACGAACAAGAAAUAGCAUGCAUGCAUGCAGGUGUACGUUUUCGAGAGUAAAUAGUUUAGUCACGCAGUCCCUUGGAAUGUGACGUUUGAACGAAAAAAACACACUAAAAUCUAACAGUCUUUAUACUUAUGUCUUGCAACUGUCCUUAUAGGCUUAUUUACCUUAUUACCUAAUUCUUUGAGGAAAGUAUGCAUUGAUCAUUCAUAGAGUGUAAAAGUGUCGACCUACUUUAACAAGAAAUACAGUUUUUCUUCAGAGUACCUUAGACUCUUGUACUGCAUUAUAGUACUUUACUAUCAGUUGAACAUAUUUAUGACAGGGUAACUGCUCAAGCAAUAAUACAGUGUUUUGUUUCAAAAGUGGAAGAGCGAUAAUGAUGAAUCAUCAAUUAAAUAUUUUUUAGAUAUUUGCAAAUUUGUAUUAUAGGAGGGCCAAUCAUUGAAUUUUUAUUUCUAUUUGGCGCAAAGAGCGAGUUAACUUUUUGUCGGCAUUAAUACCCACGCCACCACCCACUUGGUGUUGUGGCGACAAAGUGGCAAACGGAUUGCGAAUUGGCGGGAAUUGGCCGUCCCCUGUCGGCUGUCGUAUAGAUAUGUGUUUUAAAGUGAUAAGUUCGUGUUCAUUUUAAGUUCUAUUUUACCAUUAUUAAAUCAUUAUACAUAUUAAUGAUCAGAAAUUAAGCUACAGUACAUAAGCAAUGACAUAUGUUUCGAAAGUAGUAUAUUAUACGGCGAAACAUUAAGUGAUAUCAACAAUCGCCUGAUAUAUAAUUAUAUAAUUAUAAUAAUAGCAUAAGGAUAAACUACAUCUUUUUUCACGUUUCUUAAUGUCUCAUUCAAUUCCAUGGUUGGCCAACACCCCCCCCCCCCCGGGGCGUUUGUCGGGCAUUCUCAACUGUACUUGUUCCCAUAAAGGGUCGGGCAUUUGCUUUCUGCAGGUUAGCCCCGGGGUGGGACAUUUGCUCAAGGCUAAAAAGUCGAAUAUUUAUGGCUUGUUUCGCCAUUUAGCUGUACUUUAGUAUGCAUGUUUACACGUGCGUGCGUAUUGCAAAUUAAUCAUGUCGAACAUACACACAAUGACGUUUUUCUUGUCCAUCCUGUUGAUACAUUGACUUACUUCCGCAGUUUGAUAUUGCUGUAUAAAGUUUUGAGAUUUCAAUAUUUUAAUUAAAAACGUUUUGAAACGAAAUGGCUACAGAAUCUAUUUUAAAUACAGAUAUAUUGAUACGUGAUAGAGCUUCCAUUCGAUUUUUUGGAUCAGAAAUCCUCAGAAAAAACUUAUAUUUUGUCCCCAAGGGUGGGGCAUUUGCGUCAAUGUAAGUCCCCAAGGGUGGGGAUUUUGUAGCAUUAUUUGCACCCAUAGUGGGGCAUUUGCAACGGUGUUUCGCCAAAAUGACAAAUGCCCGACAAACGCCCAGGGAGGGGUUGGGCACCCAUGGAAUUGAUUGAGACAUAAGUCAUCUUAAAAUUUCGUAAUGGACGGGUUGUAAAAUCAUCCCCUCCCAUCCCAUAUUAUUAACGAAUCUGUACGUGCAUGUGAAAUCAAUUAUUAAAAUUACACGACUCUACUUGUUUUUGUGAAAUAAUAUGUGACAUUUCUAAAUUGAAAUACUUGUUUACCAUUUAGAGUCAAAGUAAAACAAAACCGCAAGAAAUUGCCAGCAAAUCAAGCUGCAAAGAAUUAUUUGACAAUGAUGGGUAAAUUCUUAUUUAUUUGCAAUAAUGCCUAAACCUUGAUUAUGAAAUAUGAAGCACCAAUAGUUGUUUCAGAUUUAAUUUCAGGUUCAAAUUUGACUUUCCCUACCACAACCGACUACCAUUAACUAAUGAGAUGCGUUUAAUCUACCCGAUUAACCAAUCAGAUGCGUACUGAACCAGUGAAAAGUAGUAAUAGCAGUGCCGGAAGCUAAAUCUGAACCUCUCUAAGAAACGGCCUCGAGAACAGCGAAGAAAUGUAACGAAACCAACACUAUUUUACAGCUCUUUACAAAGCGGUAUCUACCAACUGCAAUCCAAGGGUUCCUCACAGAAAUAUCCAGUUUAUUGUCACAUGACUGAGAUUCCCGGGUGUGGACCAGGAGGCUGGACACUAGUGAUGAAAACAAACGGUGAUCUGGUAAGGCAAAAAAUGUUUUGGUUUGUCGUUGUAGAAAAUGUCUGAGUCACCUAGUUUCCACGUCUUCAAAAGAUGAGCUUUUAAACCGAAACAAUAUUCGACUACUCUGACUUCUUUAUUUGGACAUAGUUAAUAGAGAGUUAAUAGAGAGUUAAUAGAGAGUUAAUAUUAACUAUGAUUUGGAUCAUUAAAUCAGAGACUGCUUGAUGGUCAAACUUGAUGUUUUCCCAUUCCGUCUUCGCUCUUGGUAAACUUAACUUGUUCUCUAUUUCUUAAUUACACAGAGUACAUUUACAUAUGAUUCCCCAUUGUGGACGAACAAGGAAAGUUAUGCAGUUGAAGAUGGACUUGAAGGAUUAACAGAGAAAGAAAGUAAACUGGCCUCUUAUUGGAACACUCCUUUCAAAAAACUAUGUCUUGGUAUGACCGUUAAUGGUGACAGAAAAUGGAUGAUGUUAGAUUACGAAGCAAGUUCGCUGUACAAUGUGAUCGCAGACGGAGAAUAUCGAAAAACAACCGCUGGACGAGUAGCAUGGAAGUAUUUGAUCGCGGGCUCUUCUCUACAGCUAUACUGCAAUGAAGAAGGUUUCGGUAUUUUUUACUCGAAAAGAAUUACAAUACGUCUUGGGUACAUGGCCAACAACCACGAAAAUUGUGAUAGAUCCGAUUCAUGUAUUGGGUUUGGCAUAUUUUUCGAUACUUGCCAACAAACCCCACAAAUAACAUGCGGUAAUAUUGCGCUUUGUAGUAAUAACGAUAACGGCCAUAAACUGACUGCGGCAUUUGGAUAUAUUUUGGUUCAAUAG